GUGAUGCCAUGCCCCGCCACCUCGCGGGAGGAGAGGAGGGCGGUGCCGCCGGCCUCUGGGUGAGGAGCGGCGCGGCGGCGGCGGCGGGUGGGGGGCGCCCGGGCAGCGGCAUGAAGGAUGUGGAGUCCGGCCGCGGCAGGGUGCUGCUGAACUCGGCGGCCGCCAGGGGCGACGGCCUUCUGCUGCUCGGCACCCGCGCGGCGGCGCUCGGCGGAGGCGGCGGCGGCCUGAGAGAGAGCCGCCGGGGCAAGCAGGGGGCCCGGAUGAGCCUGUUGGGGAAACCGCUCUCCUACACCAGCAGCCAGAGCUGUCGGCGCAACGUCAAGUACCGGAGGGUGCAGAACUAUCUGUACAACGUGCUGGAGAGACCCCGCGGCUGGGCGUUCGUCUACCACGCGUUUGUCUUUCUCCUUGUAUUUGGUUGUUUGAUUUUGUCAGUGUUUUCUACCAUCCCUGAGCACACAAAAUUGGCUUCAAGUUGCCUCUUAAUUUUGGAGUUCGUGAUGAUCGUCGUCUUUGGCUUGGAGUUCAUCAUUCGAAUCUGGUCUGCAGGUUGCUGCUGUCGUUAUAGAGGAUGGCAAGGAAGACUGAGGUUUGCUCGGAAACCUUUCUGUGUUAUAGAUACCAUUGUUCUUAUCGCUUCAAUAGCAGUUGUUUCUGCAAAAACUCAGGGUAAUAUUUUCGCUACGUCAGCGCUCAGAAGUCUCCGGUUCCUACAGAUCCUGCGUAUGGUGCGCAUGGACAGAAGGGGAGGCACUUGGAAGUUGCUGGGCUCCGUGGUUUACGCUCACAGCAAGGAAUUAAUCACAGCUUGGUACAUAGGAUUUCUGGUUCUUAUUUUUUCAUCGUUCCUUGUCUAUCUGGUGGAAAAAGAUGCCAAUAAAGAGUUUUCUACGUAUGCAGAUGCUCUCUGGUGGGGCACGAUUACACUGACAACCAUUGGCUAUGGAGACAAAACGCCCCUAACUUGGCUGGGAAGAUUGCUGUCUGCAGGGUUCGCACUCCUUGGCAUUUCUUUCUUUGCACUCCCUGCUGGCAUUCUUGGCUCAGGUUUUGCAUUGAAAGUCCAAGAGCAGCACCGCCAGAAACAUUUUGAGAAAAGAAGGAACCCAGCUGCCAACCUCAUUCAGUGCGUUUGGCGUAGUUAUGCAGCUGAUGAGAAAUCUGUUUCCAUUGCAACCUGGAAGCCACACCUGAAGGCCUUGCACACCUGCAGCCCUACCAAGAAAGAACAAGGGGAGGCAUCAAGCAGUAAGUUCUGUAGUAAUAAGCAGAAGUUCUUCAGAAUGUACACCUCACGGAAGCAGAGUCAGAAGCUGAGCUUUAAGGAGCGAGUGCGCAUGGCUAGCCCACGAGGCCAGAGCAUUAAGGGCAGACAAGCAUCCGUAGGUGACAGGAGGUCCCCGAGCACGGACAUCACUGCCGAGGGCAGCCCCACCAAAGUUCAGAAGAGCUGGAGUUUCAACGACCGAACCCGCUUCCGGCCCUCACUGCGCCUCAAGAGUUCGCAGCCAAAGCCUGUGAUAGACGCUGACACAGCCCUUGGCACCGAUGACGUAUAUGAUGAAAAAGGAUGCCAGUGCGACGUGUCCGUUGAGGACCUCACUCCACCACUUAAAACUGUCAUUCGAGCUAUCAGAAUUAUGAAGUUUCACGUUGCAAAGCGGAAGUUUAAGGAAACGUUACGUCCAUACGAUGUGAAAGAUGUCAUUGAACAGUAUUCUGCUGGUCAUCUGGAUAUGCUGUGUAGAAUUAAAAGCCUCCAAACACGUGUUGACCAAAUUCUUGGAAAGGGGCAGAUCACAUCGGAUAAAAAGAGCCGAGAGAAAAUAACAGCAGAACACGAGACGACAGAUGACCUCAGCAUGCUUGGCCGGGUUGUGAAGGUUGAAAAGCAGGUCCAGUCCAUCGAGUCCAAGCUAGACUGCCUGCUGGAUAUCUACCAACAGGUCCUGCGGAAAGGCUCCGCCUCAGCCCUCACCUUGGCCUCAUUCCAGAUGCCGCCUUUUGAAUGUGAACAGACAUCAGACUAUCAAAGUCCUGUGGACAGCAAAGACCUGUCCAGCUCCGCACAAAACAGCGGCUGCCUAACAAGGUCAGCCAGUGCCAACAUCUCAAGAGGCCUGCAGUUCAUUUUAACGCCAAAUGAGUUCAGUGCUCAGACUUUCUAUGCGCUUAGCCCUACUAUGCAUAGCCAAGCAACACAGGUGCCGAUGAGUCAAACCGACGGCUCCUCCCUGGUGGCCACCAAUAACAUUGCAAACCAAAUAAGUGCUGCACCCAAGCCAGCAGCCCCAACAACCUUACAGAUCCCACCUCCUCUCCCAGCCAUCAAGCACCUGUCCAGGCCGGAAACUCUGCACCCAAAUCCCACUGGCUUACAAGAGAAUAUUUCUGAUGCCACCACCUGCCUUGUUGCCUCCAAGGAAAAUGUUCAGUUUGCACAGUCAAAUCUGACCAAGGACCGUUCCCUGAGGAAAAGUUUUGACAUGGGAGGAGAAACUCUGCUGUCUGUCCGGCCUAUGGUCCCCAAGGAUUUAGGCAAAUCUUUGUCUGUACAAAACCUGAUCAGAUCAACAGAGGAACUGAGCCUCCAGUUUUCAGGCAGUGAGUCCAGUGGCUCCAGAGGGAGCCAGGAUUUUUAUCCCAAGUGGAGAGAAUCCAAAUUGUUUAUAACUGAUGAAGAGGUGGGGGUGGAGGAGACAGAGACAGAUACUUUCGACGGCACCCCACAGCCUUCGGGGGAAGCUGCUUUUACAUCAGACUCUCUAAGGACUGGAAGGUCAAGGUCAUCUCAGAACAUUUGUAAGACAGGAGACAGUACAGAUGCCCUCAGUUUGCCUCAUGUCAAACUGAACUAAGUUCUUUGUUUUUCGUUCUAGGCAUAGCUGUUCUUUUAGCCAUACAUAUCACUGCAUGAACUACUCUGAAAGCCCUUCUAAAAAGUCGAAAUUGCAAGAUGCAGGAAGAAUAUGAAAGGCCAUUUAUAAGCCUGUUAUAUUUUAAUUGCAUGAAAAUGCAUGUUUAGGGAUGGCAGAAACUCCAAGGUACAUCGACAUUAACCCAUGCAUUUAAUUAUGUACCUUGAGUCUAAAGUCCCAAGCAAACAGUUGCUGCUGAUGCUAUGGGGUGUGCGAAGAUAUCGGCAUUAGUUCAAUUGCAAGAAUUGACACUGUACUUUGAAAUUGUGAGAGUAAACACCUUCAAAUUUCAGGCAUUUCUGCUUUAUGACUAGAUACAAAGUGCAUUUUCAAAAUUAGGCCAUAAUGUAUGUUUAGACACAAUGGCUAUCAACAGCUGCUAAUAACACAAGUAAAGCAGAUUUGGAAUAUAGCAGAAAAGGCUGCUUAUUUCAAGAUACCUUUGCCAACCUCCUCAGUCAUUUUAUUAAUGUAAUUUGAAUGUCAAUCUGUGUGCUUUUGGUGACUUAGCGCUGUGGCAAGCAAUUUUGCACAUUGUUUUCAUGUUGUCCUUUAUGCUGAGAAUGUUUUCUAAUUAUAAAAUGGGCAGAUAAUGCUAUUCAGGGCCAGUGGGGCAAGAGACUCACUCUCCCUUGGACACCUUCAACUCCAUGAAAAAGCAUAGUUUCUAAUGGAAGAGUCAACCCUGUCAAUGAUCAGCCUCUUUACAAGAAUAGGAAAUACUGAUGGAUGUAAUGGCCUGUGCAACUGGGCUGGUCUCUUGGUGAGGAUACAACCACAGG
This is a messenger RNA of Acomys russatus (golden spiny mouse), 3703 nucleotides long. RefSeq names its product potassium voltage-gated channel subfamily Q member 5 (gene Kcnq5). The coding region runs from base 9 to 2861 and encodes 950 amino acids. Lineage: Eukaryota; Metazoa; Chordata; Mammalia; Rodentia; Muridae. Gene Ontology annotation, molecular function: voltage-gated potassium channel activity. Gene Ontology annotation, biological process: potassium ion transport; transmembrane transport. Gene Ontology annotation, cellular component: membrane. The transcript is spliced from 15 exons. The record is from RefSeq and is a predicted model, not a curated record.